AGGCGGGCGCGGGCCGGGCCGGGCCUCGCCAUGGGGGCACCGCCGCCCAACGGCAGCCUCGGCCUCACCGACAGCACCCCGCGGCCCGGCGGGGAGGCGUCGGUGGGGCCGGGAGACCGCGGCUGCGAGAACGGGGCCCUCAUGGACAGCUUCGGCAUCUUCCUGCAGGGGCUCCUGGGCGUCGUGGCCUUCAGCACCCUUAUGCUAAAACGCUUCAGAGAACCAAAGCAUGAAAGACGUCCCUGGAGGAUAUGGUUUUUAGAUACUUCCAAGCAAGCCAUAGGGAUGUUGUUCAUCCACUUCGCAAAUGUCUAUUUAUCAGACCUUACAGAAGAAGACCCUUGUUCACUGUAUCUUAUCAACUUCUUGUUAGAUGCCACCUUAGGAAUGCUGUUAAUCUACAUUGGCAUUCGUGCAGUCAGCAGCAUUGUGGAGUGGCAGCAGUGGGAGUCCCUUCGCUUUGGUGAAUAUGGUGACCCACUGCAGUGCAGUGCUUGGAUGGGCCAGUGUGCUCUCUACAUAAUGAUUAUGACAUUUGAGAAAACCAUAAUCAUUAUAGUGCUGCUUAUACCUCAGUGGAAGGAGGUAGCUUUAUUGAAUCCUAUAGAGAACCCCCAGCUGGAGCUGGCUAUCGUCAUGCUGAUAGUUCCCUUCUUUGUUAAUGCAUUCAUGUUCUGGGUAGUAGAUAAUUUUCUUAUGAAGAAAGGGAAGACAAAAGCUAAACUGGAAGAAAAGGAAGCAGGACAAGAUUCAAGAAAUGGAAGUAAAGUCCGCUACAGGAGGGCAGCAUCACAUGAAGAGUCAGAGUCAGAAAUCCUUAUUUCAGCAGAUGAUGAGAUGGAGGAAUCAGACACUGAGGAGGACCUGCGUAGACUGACCAACUUAAAGCCCAUUAAGAAAAAGAAGCAUCGUUUUGGUCUGCCUGUAUGACACAUUCCCUGACCUGUGUAUCUGCAGGUUUCAUGGCAAAAACUUCAGUCUGUGGGUUUUAAUGUUGCAUCUCCCUUUUCAUACAGACUGACUUAAAAGCAAGGUCUACCAACAGAAUGGAAACGGUUGGGAGAUUCCCAGUUCAGUUGCACUACAGACACACUGACCAAUUAUGCAAGAAUGUCUUUUCAUCACAUGUGCAAAACAUGGUGUUGUGAAGGACGAGUCGCUAAGGGAAUUUGUACCUGACAUUUUGGAGAAGAUGAUAGGAAACAGAUCCAGCAAUCUGUCACUUACAGCUACUGGUGAUACAGCUGUAAGAUGUUCUCAAAAAAGCAUCAGAAUCAACCAAGCUAAAGGAGUGUUUUAUUACUAAAACUGGCUUUUGCAGCAUAAUUAUCUAGAGCAGAAUAGUUUAAGGUUACAAGCUGUAACUUAACAUUAUUUUUUUAAGUGCAAAUGUUUACUUGCUACCGGGUACCUAUGGAACUAAUAGGUGGAACAAAGAUUUUUUUUUUUUUUUCCCAAGUCUCCUCAAAUCUAUUUUAUAUUUAAGUUAUAUUUUCAUACAGUUGUAUUUAAAGAUUCUCAUUGUCAGAGAAAAGGGUGCAGUUCCCUUUUUCUUGUGCAGAACAGGUCUAAAGAUUUUUAGUGAAAAUCUUAUUUAUCCUUGUGUCCUGGUUUGACAAAGGGAUCGCAAAGGGAAAAGCUCUCUGUCACUGCUGAAGUCACCAAAUAUCACUAAAAAUGCAUCCUAAGUGUGCUUUUGACCACAUAAUUUGAAAAUACCUGUUGAAUAGGAGGUUGUGUUUGUGUAUUUGACAAACAUGCACUUUAGUGUGUAACAAAACUCUGCUGUGAUAGGUUAUUUGUGAAAUUAAUAUCUAUGGAUAACUAAUUAUUUCUGUUUCUGUGAGUCUCUCAUGAGUCUCUCAAAUGACCCAAAAGAGAUGAAACAUUUCUUUUCCUCAUAAAGGGCCUGCAGUACAGGACCAUGACCUGACUGAAGCAGCUGUGCUACAAUAUUGCAAAUAAUUCUACCCCUUUUUGUUGGAAAAGCAAUAUCCUAUUUAAUGUGCUUUAAAAAGAAAAAAAAUUUUCCUGGUAAUUUUCAUAAAGUUCAGUUUUCCUUCAGUAUUAAAAAACAAACAAAAAAAGCCCUAAGAGGUGUGGUAGCAUUGUUACUACAGAAUUUUUGUGAUCUUUUAGUGUCUUGUUUUCUGAUAACUGACAACACAUGCUUAUCUGAAACCUAGCAGACAUGUUUCCAGUGGCAUCCUUUUCCUUUGCAUAGUUUCUAAAUUAUGGUUUCCAGUCAUUUAGAUGGGAACAGCUUUCCUUGCUUAGCUAAACCUUGUACAGGACAAGGUGAUGUGUCAAAAAGGUGACAACAGAGACCGUAAGUGCAAAUCUGUUGUAGUAUCUGGACAUCAGAAAUGUUCCAAGCCUUAAACCAAACAGUUUCCUUGGAAAACUGCUCAGAACUUUUUAAGAUUUUUUACAUUUUUUAUAGAUUUACUAGGUCUUAAUGUGAUUUGUUAUCCAGACCACUUAAAUGGGGUUCUUGGGCCUUAGUAAAUACUGAACUGUGCGCUCCUGUACUUAUUUUCACUGUUCCAGCAUUCCUUUUCACUGCUUGGCUGCCAAGGUGAACACAGGUUCUGAACUUCAGUUACACCUCAGUGCGUCCAGCCAGCUAGAAGGGACAUUUUACCAAACCUGAUGUUUGUGAGUUUAGUUGAGCCACUGAUGACCUCUGUUACUGUGCACUGAAAUGUAAUAACUGCAAUAAGUUUAAGUACUAGUGUUUCUUUUAGACUAAAUCUAGAAACUAAUGAAAAUGAAAGUUUAAUUGAGUUAUUCUGAAAUGCGGGUGGGAGGGUGGGGAAAUGUCCCUAGUCAGCAUUGCCUCUGGUUUAGUUUUUUUGGGUUUUUUUCAUUGAUUGUGUGACUUGUAUCUUCUCUUGACUGUUUAUGACUGGGUGGGCGCUUAUCUCCAAAAGCACAGUACUUGAAGGAAUUCAUUUUCAUCAACAGAAUAGUCUCAAACAGCUCACUUUUCCAAAGGGAUUUAAGAGCUAGGACUGCCUCUUGUAAGCAAAUGUCAGCAUUUAUUUUUUUAGCAUAGGACUUGUUUUAUUUCAGAUAGUGAAAUAAAGCUAUUCAACAUAUGCUGCAUCCACUGCACAGCCACCACUGUCCUCAGCACACAUCAGAGAGAACUGAGCAGCGCACACAAAUUUAACUACAAGCUUUCACUUUAUCUUCCUUUACCCUCCUUUUCUCCAGUUACUUAAUUUAUCAAAAUUAUUUCCAGUCUCAUGUUUAGUCUGUGAAGUGUCAGUAUAAAAUUAUGGCCUUAAUCAUGUAAAAAUACUUGUUUUGAGCAGACCUCAAACUUAUUCACCAAGUACAAAACAGUGUAAAGCACUAUGGAGCAGUUUCUUGAAGAUGGUUAUGGCAAAGAUAUGUGAAUGCCUAAUUUUUCCUGUCUUAAGUGCUUAAAUGUCACCUGGUUUGAGAUUUUGAUAUAUGCCUAGCAAGAUGAUGUAGUAAAGCACUAUUAGCCAAAGAGAGAAGUAUUUUAAAAUGCCACAGUAGUAACGAGAGGAGCAUAUCUUCAAAGGGGAAAAAACAGCUCUGAUUUUACUAACAUAAAAAUUCUAUUCACAACCUUCACCAAAUGGCAAAACCUGGGAUUUUUUUCUGUUCAUUCUUUGUAACCGUGUGAACGAGAUGAAAAACAUCAAAUUGGCAGUUCUCCUCUUUGUUAUGUGAAAAUUGGAAUUCUUGCAGUAGGACAAGUGCUCUUGUGUGAAGAGCUUGCAUGUGUGAGAAGUAUGUGCCUAGUGCUUUGCUAUGUCUUACUGUUUGCUGAAAUGUAUUGGCAGUACAGCCUGAAAUAAUAAAAUUUUCAUAGAGUGGAUUCAGUGAUAACAUUACAACCUGAUGACCUUUGCAUUAGCCUCAAAUUGUCUCUAAAUUUAUGCCUGGUAAACAUACUUCAGGGCAGCUCAUAGCAAAGGUUUAAUUCAGGCUGUGCUUAAGAAGAUGUGAUUCUGUUUAAUGAAAAUAAGCUAUGUAGUAUAUGCCAAAGUAAGAGAAAGGGAUUUUAAUUUAUAGAUGAGACACAGAAGCAUUGGUGGAGAUCAAAUUUACCACAAACGACCAACCUUAAUGUGUUCAGUGUUUCUAGUAUCCGACCUGUGACACAUCUGCAUAAACUUAAAACACUGAUAUUGUCUAAUACGUGGUUUUCAAGUUCUGGCUUUAAUAUGUUCAGGUCCCCUCGUCUUACUUCAAGUAGGUAAAUGCUGUAUGUUGUUGUUGCUAACUAAAAUGUACUAUAGCUUUUCUUCAGGGAAAACUCAGAAAUUGAGUUGCAAAUUAGAGCAAUGCAAAGUGAUCCCUCCCAGGUGUCUGCUCCGUUUCCAGCUGUGCCUGGGGAGGGAGGUGUGGGCUCUCCCACUUCGCACUCCCGAGCAUCACAAGGAAUUUCUGCCACUGUGCUUGACUUAACCCGUUUGCAACUUUGCUGUGGUUUGUACAGGAAAAACCAAUAAAGAAAGUGAAUGAAUUUGGCAACAUCAAGUGAGAGUAGGUCUACAGCAUAGGUGUGCAAACUUUUUUAGGUAGUUUCCAGUUCAGUUACUGAAAAUGACUACUAUGGUUUUACAAAGUAAAACUGCAGUAUCUUUAAAAAAGGGACUCUUUUUUGUAGGUGUUCUUGUCUUGCGUGGGUAUCCGUCUCAACCUGAAUGUUGGGUUUGUUUGUAAGUAUUUCAGAGUACAGGCUAUGUGAGCAAAACCAACAGCUGCAUUCUGCUGCCCUCUGUUUGGACCAUGUUGUUUAAUCAGUUGUGUUACCUUAAUCUCCUAAGGGUAUCUGAUGUAAUUACGUUGUAUAAUGGUUUACAAUAAAGUUUGACUUAUUACAGA
Messenger RNA from Calypte anna (Anna's hummingbird), 4869 nucleotides. Its product is annotated as store-operated calcium entry regulator STIMATE. Gene Ontology annotation, molecular function: calcium channel regulator activity. The record is from RefSeq and is a predicted model, not a curated record. Gene Ontology annotation, biological process: activation of store-operated calcium channel activity. The transcript is spliced from 8 exons. Gene Ontology annotation, cellular component: cortical endoplasmic reticulum; membrane. Lineage: Eukaryota; Metazoa; Chordata; Aves; Apodiformes; Trochilidae. Bases 31 to 930 code for a protein of 299 amino acids.